Messenger RNA from Oryza brachyantha (malo sina), 1639 nucleotides. RefSeq names its product mitochondrial substrate carrier family protein B-like. Lineage: Eukaryota; Viridiplantae; Streptophyta; Magnoliopsida; Poales; Poaceae. The record is from RefSeq and is a predicted model, not a curated record. The coding region runs from base 191 to 1228 and encodes 345 amino acids. The transcript has 7 exons. Gene Ontology annotation, biological process: transmembrane transport.
GCGCCGACCUGAGAGCAAAAUAUUCCCAAACCCUAAGCCCUCCGCCCCAUCCCGCGGCGAAUCGCUGGUCCGACCCCCAAGUCUAGGGUUUAUGUUCGCUUUCUCCCCACGCAUUCCUCCCGCCCGCGGCGCUCCCUGAUCUGGUCAACACCGCCAGAAUCCACGCUCCAGAGUUGGUGGGGGGCGGAGGAUGCAGACGGAGGCGAGGGUGGGGAUAGCCGCCGCCACGAUGGAUAGCGGCGCCGCGGCGGCGGCCGCUCGGAGGUACACGACGCAGCCGCCGCCGCCGCCGCCGCAGCAGCAGCUGCACCGCCACCAGCCGCAGCUUGGGACGGUGCCCCACCUCCUUGCCGGCGGCGUCGCUGGCGCCGUCAGCAAGACUUGUACCGCGCCUCUCGCCCGCCUCACUAUUCUAUUCCAGGUGCAAGGAAUGCAUUCAGAUGUGGCUACCCUGCAGAAGAAUAGUAUAUGGCGUGAGGCAUCCCGCAUUGUCUAUGAAGAAGGCUUCCGAGCAUUCUGGAAAGGAAAUCUUGUAACUAUUGCACACCGGUUACCUUACUCCUCAAUUAGCUUUUACACGUAUGAGAGGUACAAGAAGCUGCUACAAAUGAUACCUGGUCUUGACAAGAAUGGUGGAUUUGGUGCAGAUGUUGGUGUUAGAUUGAUAGGUGGUGGUUUGUCUGGAAUAACAGCAGCUUCGAUGACAUAUCCCCUGGACUUAGUACGGACUCGUCUUGCUGCUCAGACAAACACUGCUUACUAUAGGGGCAUAUCUCAUGCUCUUUACACCAUCUGCAGAGAUGAGGGUGUCAAGGGGCUCUACAAGGGUCUUGGUGCCACUUUACUGGGAGUAGGCCCCAGCAUAGCAAUAAGCUUCUGUGUCUAUGAGACUUUGCGAUCUCAUUGGCAAAUAGAGAGGCCAUAUGAUUCACCUGUUAUGAUCAGUUUGGCUUGCGGAAGUCUUUCAGGAAUUGCAUCCUCAACCAUUACAUUUCCGUUGGAUCUUGUAAGACGACGCAAGCAGUUGGAAGGAGCAGCUGGAAGGGCCCGCGUGUACCAAACAGGACUUUUUGGGACAUUUGGGCAUAUUUUUCACACAGAAGGUUUAAGGGGCUUGUAUAGAGGAAUCUUGCCUGAGUACUGCAAAGUGGUCCCUAGUGUUGGCAUUGUUUUUAUGACGUACGAGACACUGAAAUCCAUCUUCACGGAACUGGCAUCAGAUGAUUAGCUAUCCAACAUUGGUCAGCAAUUUUGAAGUUUGAAGUCCAUCUUCACGGAACUGGCAUCAGAUGAUUAGCUAUCGGACAUUGGUCAUGCUUGAAAAUUUUGAAGUUGGGCCAAUAACAGUGAGGUCGACUAGAGCGAGAAAUAUGACUUUGUAGCAUAUAUUAGGAUAUUAGAUGGUGCGGAGUUUUUGAGUUUAUAUCAUGGAAGGAUAUCCACAUGGUUACAUAAUUUCUUGUAGUGCAUGGUAAAACAAGAGCCCUGCCAUAGGUCUUCAGAUUUCUGUUCACCACUUUUUAGUGUAUGUUAACACUUUUCACUUUGUAACGGUACAUGAGACCAUAGCCUUCAGCCUGAUGGUCUACAUACUCCUGAAAGAUGGCCUCCAAUAUGAUCAGUUACCUAUGUUGUCCUA